This is a messenger RNA of Didymodactylos carnosus, 2148 nucleotides long. NCBI's taxonomy places the organism in Eukaryota, Metazoa, Rotifera, Eurotatoria, Philodinida, Philodinidae. The record is from the annotation of a GenBank genome assembly.
AUGUUACACCAGGUUUUGGCCCAAAAACAUUGUAGCAAAUCAAGUGAAAUAUCAGAAAAUAUCAAUAAACUGAUCGUACUCAAUUGUUUGGGAAUUAUAUUUGAAAUUCGAGAAGAAUCCUUGAAAAAUUAUCCUAAUACAUUAUUAGGUGAUGCUGAACGUCGUGCAAAAUUUUUUAAUUUAUCUAAAAGACAAUUUGUGGUUGAUCGACAUAUUGCUUCAUUCGAAGCAAUAUUAAAUUAUUAUGAGACAGGAAAAUUGAACAUUCCGGGUGCUGUAAAAUACAACGCCGAUGCCAGAAAGAAUGUUAAAAACCCGCAUCAAGGCUCGCAUAUUGUAGAAAAAGCAUCAGAACUAUGUAAUAUACAAAGUCGAUCACCAACAGCCAUUGUUGGUGCCUGCAUUUAUAUGGCUGCGAUUGCGUGUGCUGUCUAUGAACCAGCCAUAUUUCUUGAAGAAUUAAAAUAUUUUGAAUUGGGUGAUGAAGUAAUACAAAAAUUUUAUGAAACACAAGUGGGUGAUGGCGUUAUUGAAGAUAUACGAUAUGUACCGAAAAAUUCAUUUUUUACAACUAUCUGGAUUACAUUAGAAUAUAGUGAUAGUUCAUUUUUAGCACAAACAACAAAUUUUAUAUGUUUAAUUGUCUCAUUAUUAUACAUAUUCAUAAUAACGGUAGAGUUUUUACCAAGUUUAAGUCGAGAAAAACAAAUUUGUUACAGCAAAGUUGUGAAUGAUAAAUAUUGUGAUCAAAUAUUUUUGGAUUUUCGUCCAUUUAAAAACGGAUGGAUAUAUAAAAUUGAAUCAACGUGCACCAUUCUUAUAACUAUUGAAUAUUUACUUCGAUUUAUAACAUCUCCAUUUAAAUUCAAAUAUUUACUAUCCAUCCUAUCUAUUAUUGAAUUAAUUAUAAUCACAAGUGGAUGGAUGUAUAUAGUGCUAACUAUAUUUAAAUUUUAUCUGGAUAAACCAUUUUUAGCUAUGAAUGUUUAUAGACUCUUGGCAAUUUUUAGAUUAUUUCGAUUAUUUCAUCUUUGUCGAUUUAUUAAAUCAACAAAAAUUUUAUUAUUAGGUCUUGUUGGCAUAUCAUUACCAUUACCGCCAAUUUAUCAAAUAUUUCAAACAAUUUACAAAAUGGAAACAAUGGAAAAACGAUUUACAAUUGUUAAAUAUGACACUACAUCACUCACAACAUUGGCAGAACACGAAAAUACAGCUAAAACUGAUGCAUUACAACAUCAUUCUCAUCAUCAUACACGUAAUCGUCAACAUCGUCAACAACGUACAUCAAAUUCAUUAAUUCAAGAUCAUAAUUCAAAUUCAAGUGAGACGCACAAUAAUCAAUCAUCAAAAGAGAAGAUAAUGGAAAGUGCAUCAGAACAUUCAGUAAUUUAUCGAUAUUAUCAAGGAAAUUCGGAUAAUAUUGUUAGUGAACAUUUUGAAAAAGCAUUAAAAACACCAUCAUCACAAACAUUGAACAGUAGUCUAUUUCAUGCAACAAAUUCGUAUUCAAGAACAAAUAAUCGAUCGUAUCAUGUUCCCUUGUCGUCUAGUUCUUUUUGGCCAAGUUAUGUUUAUCAUCCAAAUUAUUCAAGUACAAUUAGUGAUCCAUAUCUUAAUGAUCCAUGGAUGCAUUCUUAUUCGUUAACAGCAGCAGCACUAGCGAAUCCAUUUUCACAUAGAUCAACAGGUCAAACACCAUUUUCUUACACUUCAAAUUCACCUCUAACAUCUGCUAUUAGUGGAAAUGAUCAACGAUUUUAUUCACCAUUACAUUCGACAACUAGCACGAACAGCAGUACAGGUACGGGACAUCAUCAUCAUGUGCCAUCUUCUUCACACAGUAAUCGAUCAUUCAAUCAUCAUCAUUCGACAAUUCAGCCGUCUGACGUUGCGGCAGCUUCGAAUGCAGUGGCAGCAGCUGCAGCCGCAGCCGCUGCUGCUGCCGCUGCUUCUGUUAAUUUACAAGUCAAAAAUCAUUUUGAUUCAGCUAAAACAACUCCGUCUCAUCACACAUAUUCACCAACAUCAUCGAGUGCAUUGGCAACAAAUAUAAAUCAUUUUUCAUCUUCACUCGAUUAUGGAACAAGUCCAACAGGAGCAUUUAAUAGUCAAGCUUCCUAUCAAGGUAUCAUAAAUACAGGGAAAUAG